Molecule: messenger RNA, 1745 nt
Organism: Rhinopithecus roxellana (golden snub-nosed monkey)
Lineage: Eukaryota; Metazoa; Chordata; Mammalia; Primates; Cercopithecidae
Gene: SLC75A1
Product: major facilitator superfamily domain containing 10
Exons: 13
Coding region: 108-1475 (455 amino acids)
Biological process (GO): transmembrane transport
Cellular component (GO): brush border membrane
Molecular function (GO): transmembrane transporter activity
Source: RefSeq, a predicted model, not a curated record
GUGACCGGGCGUGGCCGUCCCGCCCCUGGCGGCGUGUUCCGCGGCCUUGCGACUGUCUGUCCCGAGCGCGCAGCCGCGGCAGCCAGGCCAGGUCAGAGCAGCCCACCAUGGGACAGGGAGGGGGUGGAGGCUGCACCCCGCGCCCACCCAUCCACCAGCAGCCACCAGAGCGCCGCGUGGUCACCGUUGUCUUCCUUGGCCUCCUGCUGGACCUCCUGGCCUUCACGCUGCUGCUGCCCCUGCUGCCCGGGCUGUUGGAGAGCCACGACCGUGCCCACGACCCCCUCUAUGGCUCCUGGCAGGGUGGGGUGAACUGGUUUGCCAGCGCCAUCGGGAUGCCAGUGGAGAAGAGGUACAACAGUGUCCUGUUCGGAGGUCUCAUUGGCUCAGCCUUCUCUGUCCUGCAGUUUCUGUGUGCGCCACUCACUGGGGCCACCUCUGACUGCUUGGGGAGGCGCCCGGUGAUGCUGUUGUGCCUGAUGGGUGUGGCCACCUCAUAUGCAGUCUGGGCCACCUCUCGGAGCUUUGCGGCCUUCCUGGCCUCCAGGCUGAUUGGGGGCAUCAGCAAAGGGAACGUCAGCCUCUCCACGGCCAUCGUUGCUGACCUGGGCUCGCCUCUGGCCCGCAGCCAAGGCAUGGCGGUCAUUGGGGUGGCCUUCUCACUGGGCUUCACCCUGGGCCCUAUGCUUGGAGCCUCCCUGCCCCUGGAAAUGGCACCCUGGUUUGCCCUGCUCUUCGCAGCCUCCGACCUGCUGUUCAUCUUCUGCUUCCUGCCAGAGACGCUGCCGCUGGAGAAACGGGCGCCGUCGGUCUCCCCGGGGCUCCGUGAUGCGGCCGAUCUGCUCAGCCCCCUGGCCCUGCUGCGCUUCUCAGCCGUCGCUCGUGGCCAGGACCCACCCACUGGAGACAGGCUCAGCAGCCUGCGCCGCCUGGGCCUCGUCUACUUCCUCUACCUCUUCCUGUUCUCGGGCCUGGAGUACACGCUGAGCUUCCUCACACACCAGCGCUUCCAGUUCAGCAGCCUGCAGCAGGGGAAGAUGUUUUUCCUCAUCGGCCUCACCAUGGCCACCAUCCAGGGUGCCUAUGCCCGGCGGAUCCGCCCUGGCGGGGAAGUUGCUGCCGUGAAGCGGGCCCUCCUACUGCUGGUGCCUGCCUUCCUCCUCAUCGGCUGGGGCCAUUGUCUGCCCAUGCUGGGCCUGGGGCUGCUGCUGUACUCCUUUGCCGCCGCUGUUGUGGUGCCCUGCCUGUCCUCCAUGGUCGCUGGCUAUGGCUCACCAGGGCAGAAGGGCACGGUCAUGGGUACACUGCGCAGCCUAGGUGCUCUGGCCAGGGCCGCGGGGCCCCUGGUGGCUGCUUCAGUGUACUGGCUGGCUGGGGCCCAGGCCUGCUUCACCACGUGGUCCGGGCUCUUUUUGCUCCCCUUCCUCCUCCUGCAGAAGCUGAAUUAUUCGGCACAGACGCUCAAGGCUGAGUAGCUGAGCCACUGUGCCCAGGCUGUGGGCACUAGGCGGAGUGGGAGCCUGGGUCAGAGCCCUGCCCACUGCCUGACCCCCCUCCUUCCCAGUCCAGGGAGACCCUGUGGGUGGGAGCCGGCCCCCCAGCAGGAAGCCCAGGCAGCUCCUCCAGACUCAUUCCUAUUAAUGACGCCAAGCGGCAGCACUCCAAGGCUGUCAGGGUUUCUGUUUGUUUUCUAAACUAUGCACCAGGUUUCUGAUGAUGAAAUAAAGCACCUGUUUUAUACCAAA